CUCGAAUUUCGGUCCCCGUGGAACCUAGUGCACUCACUGACCCCCCCUCUCUCCCUCUCUCUCUCUCUCUCUCUAAUUGCGGAUCACCACAUGACAUUUUCUUCCCCUUCUUCUUGAUCCUCCCCAAACAACCCAUCUCUCUCUCUCUCUCUCCUUUUCUGGGUGUCGUUUCUUCUGCGUUGGUUAUUCCCCAUUUGGGUUUUUACUCCUCUCGAGGAUUCUUUGCACCAAAUCUCUGUACCUCCAAUUGCAACAUUUUUCCAUUGGCCUUUUACAUGUUCGUACUUUUCAUUCCUGAGAUUCUUCCUUAGCGUGCAUUUUGUUCCGGGUCGGUCACUCCUACCAAUUGUUCUGUUAACGCAGUUGAAUGGGCUCUUGUUCUUGUUCUUGUUGAUGUCUUUGGCAAUUGGAGUUGAAUCAUCAAGUUCCAAGAGUAAAAGCGACAUGGGUUUUGACGAAAACAAGGAGGAGGGCAAAAAGGGUAAAGAAAAUCAAGAAGGUAGAAAGCCAGAGGGUGCUGAGGAGGAGGAAGAGGUGGUGGAAACAGGAGGGAGAAUUGAGAGAAAGCAGAGUGAGAGUUCAAUAUGUGAUGUGACUGAGGAUGAGGAUGAGAGUGAUGUUGAACCGAAGAUUGAGUUGGGUCCUCAAUUUACCAUUAAACAACAACUUGAGAAAGAUAAGGACGAUGAGAGCUUAAGGAAGUGGAAGGAACAGCUUCUUGGGAGUGUGGAUAUUAAUGCCAUUGGAGAAACCUUGGAACCUGAGGUUAAGAUCUUGAGCCUUGCAAUCAAAUCCCCCGGUAGACCUGAUAUCUUUCUUCCGGUCCCCGAGUCUGGCAAUCCCAAAGGCUUGUGGUUUACUCUGAAAGAAGGUAGCCGUUACAGCCUGAAUUUCACUUUCCAAGUCAACAAUAACAUUGUCUCAGGCCUCAAAUACAUCAACACUGUCUGGAAAACUGGUGUGAAAGUUGAUAGCGCGAAGGAAAUGGUUGGUACUUUUAGCCCGCAGCUAGAACCUUAUACGCAUGAAAUGCCCGAAGAGACCACCCCGACUGGUUUUUUUGCUAGAGGAUCAUAUACGGCUAAAACGAAGUUUGUCGACGACGACAACAAGUGCUACUUGGAGAUCAAUUACACCUUCGACAUCCGAAAGGACUGGCAGGAAAACUGAACCCGAUAUUCGCUACCGUUACUUUGCCCCCAAAACAACUCGGUUUUCUCUCUUGAUCAUCGGUAUCCAAUCGAGCCCGACUUAACGUAAAUGGUGUGGAGAUUUGAUGGCAGGAGCUAGACGUUUUUUCAUUUUUUUGUUGGCUUAUCCUCGAAUAAACUUGAAUUCCGCAUGUUGGACGGUUUUCGUGAUCAGGAGUAAAAACUCUUCCAAGUUUUUUCUUUUGGUUUACUAUGAGCUUGUUGGUUAGUUUUGUUGAGGGGUUUAUUGAAUGUGAGUAUCUCAUUCUUGCUUAUUUCUUCAUUCCUGGUUCUGUUAAAGAGUUGGAAAUGCUUUUCCCUUUUGGCUUU
Molecule: messenger RNA, 1520 nt
Organism: Rhododendron vialii
Lineage: Eukaryota; Viridiplantae; Streptophyta; Magnoliopsida; Ericales; Ericaceae
Product: rho GDP-dissociation inhibitor 1-like
Exons: 5
Coding region: 394-1170 (258 amino acids)
Biological process (GO): Rho protein signal transduction
Cellular component (GO): membrane; cytoplasm; cytosol
Molecular function (GO): Rho GDP-dissociation inhibitor activity; protein binding
Source: RefSeq, a predicted model, not a curated record